CCACGACCAUGUCUCGACCACAGCCGACCUCCUCGCACUGCCCUCACCAUACCACAGAUACCAUAGUUUAAUACCAAAACGUUUGCUGUAAUGUCACUCCCACCUGUCCGCUAUACCAUCCUCGACGGAGGCAUGGGCACGACCCUCGAAGAUUCGGGCCACAACGUUUCUUCCAACCUCUGGUCGUCCGACCCGGCACUGAGGAGCGCCGUGAGGGAUGUGCAUGCUGGAUUUCUGGACGCUGGGGCCGAGAUGAUCGGGACGGCUACGUAUCAAGCCUGCGAAACUCUCUACACGCAGGAUGGCGCCAUGUCAUCUGACCGAGCUCACGAGCUCAUGCUCAGUCAGGUGGGCGUUGCGGAAGAGGCUGCGAGGCAGGCGAGCCAGGGUCGAAUGAGUGAUGUAGGGAGGGGGAAGGUGGGAUUGUGUCUAGGACCCUUCGGGGCGACCUUGCAGCCGGGACAAGAAUACUCUGGUCUCUACCCACCGCCCUGCGGUCCCUCCUCAUCCAGCACGACCUGCUCAACCGUAUCAUCCUACACUUCUUCCCUGACCGCUCUGCGAGAAUUUCACCUCUCCCGCCUCCUCACCUACGCUCAAGACCAGGCCACGUGGGAUUCCCUGGACUGGGUCUGUUUCGAGACGAUUCCGCUGCUUAGGGAAGCUCUGGCUAUCAGGCUGGCUAUGAGGGAUCUUGAAGGGAAGCUAGAUGAGAUGUAUGGAUCGGAUGGGGGAAGGAAGAAGUGGUGGAUGGCCUAUGUCUUUCCCUCGGGCAAGUUCCCGGACGGGUCGACCGUCAAACAGGUCGUUGCCGCCAGCGUCUUGCCUCGACCGUGGGCCGCUCAGGAAUUGGGCCUGUCAACCAAGGACCUCGGCUUCGACAACGGGGACGAGACGUCCAGCAUCACCGAACUGUUCCAGGACCGACUCCCCGUCCCGCAAGCGAUCGGAAUCAAUUGUACCUCUCCUGCGCAUAUCCGUCAGCUCUCACGGGAUUUCACUCAGUCUGUUGAAGAGAUCCUCUUCUCAGGCCACCUAGACGCAGCAGAGGGAGACAUCGGAUUCGUGCUGUACCCCGACGGAGGCCUGAUCUACAAUACCACCACACGAUCUUGGUCUGUCCCCACUGGCGUGGCAACUGCUGGAGGAGAGGGUAACGGGAGCUGGGCGAGGAAUGUGGCGAUAGUCGCUCGCGAGGUCGGGGAAGCCACACGGACGACGAGCCCUGCCGGUGGCAAGGAGGAAAAGACGGCACGGGUUUGGGGCGGUGGAGUAUUGGUUGGGGGCUGCUGCAAGAACGGGUUCGAAGAAAUCAAGGGCUUGAGGGAUGAGCUGAAGCCGAGGGAGGGUUGAACGGCGAGCUGGAUGGCUGACAUAGCAGGCGAAGACCAGCUCUAUGAUCAUUUCUACAUGAUAAAAUAUUACGACAAAUAUGACAAUGCAACAAGAACAAACAUGCACAUGCACAU
This is a messenger RNA of Filobasidium floriforme, 1469 nucleotides long. RefSeq names its product Homocysteine S-methyltransferase. The coding region runs from base 91 to 1353 and encodes 420 amino acids. Gene Ontology annotation, biological process: S-methylmethionine cycle. The transcript has 3 exons. The record is from RefSeq and is a predicted model, not a curated record. Gene Ontology annotation, molecular function: S-adenosylmethionine-homocysteine S-methyltransferase activity. NCBI's taxonomy places the organism in Eukaryota, Fungi, Basidiomycota, Tremellomycetes, Filobasidiales, Filobasidiaceae.